Linum tenue is the source of this 756-nucleotide messenger RNA. NCBI's taxonomy places the organism in Eukaryota, Viridiplantae, Streptophyta, Magnoliopsida, Malpighiales, Linaceae. The record is from the annotation of a GenBank genome assembly.
AUGGCCCUUCCAAAACUCCAAUUCAACUUGUUCCUCUCCAACCCCAACUCUGCCAGUUCACUCCCCGAAAACCCGUUCACCGUUCAGUGCCGGCAGGCCGCCGUUCUUCCUCCUUUCACCGAGAAAUGGAGCGUUGACAGUUGGAGAACGAAGAAGACGUUACAGCUGCCGAAAUAUCAAAAGCAGACAAAGGACAUUGAAGAGUUCCCCCCACUGAUCACCCCGGUGGAAGCCAGGAGUCUCCAUGACAAACUGGGAGAUGCUGCCUUCGGAAAGGCUUUCCUUCUCCAAGGCGGCGGGGACUGUGCAGCAGAGAGCUCAAAGGAAUUCAAUGGUGAUCGUAUCAGGGAAACUUUCAACAUCUUGCUCCAGAUGGCCACUGUUCUCAUCCUAGGGGAGACUUGUACUUGUGAUGCACAGGUGAGUGACAGGAUGGAUCCAAACGAGCUGGUGAAACUGAUUGACAUCUUAAACCCUGCCAACCUCCCGGGGAGAAUAACGAUCAUCAGCAGAAUGGGUUCCGAGAGACUUGAGAGUCAGGCUUCGGGAAUUGAUCAGUGCUGUGCGUGGGUCAAAGCAAAUCGUGACAUGGGUCUGCGAGCCCAUGCAUGGAAACGUCAAAGUGCUAUGUGGAGUUGUGGACUGAAGAGUGCUCGUCCGUUUGAUCAUGUUUUGAGCGACUCAAACAUAGGAGGUGUCGAGGAUGUAGCCACCAACACAGCAAUUAACCCUCCUCGACACUGCGGAGAUGGUUAG